AUGCGGAGUACGGUACUUUUCCUAUCGACGUUACUAUGUUUUGCCAAUGCGCUGAAUAUCAUACUGUAUUCACAAGUGGUCGGUCCCAGCCAUCUCGACUUUGCCAAUUCGCUCGUCGAAUCGCUGACAAGACGUGGGCAUAACGUGGACAUGAUCGUCGGGCGCAUGAACACCAACGCGAAGGCGUACGGCACCUCUUCGGCUCGCCGUCAGAUUACUGUAGGAUUCGAGGAGAACAGCCCCUGGGUGGCGUCCACGCAUCUUACGGACCCAUUCGUCGACAAAAGACCCGGAUUUCUCGAGCCGAGAUUGAUGGAUUUGUUUGAGGAUGUGACGAUUGAGAUGUGCGAUUUAUUCCUCAGCGACGUCCGCCUUUCCGAGAUGCUACGCGAUGACAAGUACGAUCUCGCACUAAUGUCAGCCUACGAUUACUGUCCGCUGGCCAUGUUUCAUCAUAAUGGUAUCAAAAAUGUCGCCUCCUACAGCCCAACACCGCUAUUUCCGCUUCAAAGCUACGCCAUCGGGCUUCCAAGCCUCCCUAGCUACGUGACUGACAUUCUCCAAUCCGUCUCCACUUCCCUGAACCUCAAUUUCGUGGAACGGACUGAAAAUGUGCUGUUCGCCUUGAAAUACGAGCUCAUCGAGCAUCAGCGCUUUAUUAGAAGAACGGACGCCGUCGUGAGAAAACACUAUGGCUCGUCUUUUCCGAGUACAGCAGAUUUGGCCAAGGACAUGGCCGUGACGUUCGUGAAUUCGAAUGAACUGCUCGAACAGGGUCGCCCGAUAAGCCACAAAGUCAAAUACAUUGGCGGCAUAAAUAGGAGAGAGCCGCAGAAAUUGGACCCUGAAAUGGAGGCCCUCCUGGGGAAGGCCGGCACCGGAAAUGUCAUUUUUUCGUUCGGCACGCAGAUUCUAACCACCCGCAUCCCGCGUGAAAUCAAAAUUGGAUUGGUUCGGGCGUUUGCCGAAUUUCCGGAAUACAAUUUCAUCUGGAAAUUCGACGGAUCGGCUGAUGAGAUGGAAUGGUUAUUCCGGAACGUUACAAAUGUUUUUCCGGUGAAAUGGUUGCCCCAGAAUGAUAUGCUAGAUCACCCUCGUACCGUAGCCUUCAUCUCGCAUAUGGGCCUCAACUCGUACUUGGAGGCCUCAUACGCCGGCGUGCCCACGAUUUCGAUCCCAAUUUUUGCUGAUCAGAUCUGGAACUCCAUGAACGCAGAAUCUCGCGGAAUCUCGGUUCUCAUCCGAAAGUCCGAGGUGACCGAGAAGCGAAUGGUGCGCGCCCUGCAGAAAGUGUUGGGGAACCAUGGAAUGACGAAAAAGUGCCACACCCUGGCGAAGAUGCUCAAAUCAAAACCGCAGGAGCCGGAGGAGCUAUUUGUGCAGUGGGUUGAGUAUGCGGCAACGUUUCAGGGCCUUUCCGACUACAUCAACCUGCCGUCGUCUCGAAUGUCGGGAAUCGUGCACAGUAAUCUCGACUUCAUCGCUUGUCUCUCAAUUUCUUGCUUGAUUUUUGUUACCGUAAUCCCGUACCUGCUCUACCGUAUCCUAGGGCCUGCCUUGGCUUCAUUUACGCCAAGGAUAGUGAAGGUGAAAAAGCAG
Molecule: messenger RNA, 1599 nt
Organism: Mesorhabditis spiculigera
Lineage: Eukaryota; Metazoa; Nematoda; Chromadorea; Rhabditida; Rhabditidae
Source: the annotation of a GenBank genome assembly